This is a messenger RNA of Silurus meridionalis, 1600 nucleotides long. It is a transcript of the gene ppp1cc, whose product is annotated as protein phosphatase 1, catalytic subunit, gamma isozyme. The record is from RefSeq and is a predicted model, not a curated record. Gene Ontology annotation, cellular component: cytoplasm; nucleus. Gene Ontology annotation, molecular function: protein serine/threonine phosphatase activity. The transcript is spliced from 7 exons. NCBI's taxonomy places the organism in Eukaryota, Metazoa, Chordata, Actinopteri, Siluriformes, Siluridae. Bases 248 to 1219 code for a protein of 323 amino acids.
GAGUCGUUCUUUGAGAGCCGAUUCAUUCAUUACUAACUCGUCCUUAUCCUUCCUUGUCGGUGUAAUAGGCAUAAAAAGGUUCAGCACUCCUAAAAAAUCAAGAGGAAAAGAAGAAAAGGAUAACUUCAACAGAUUAACUAGCCAAAUGUUCUUGUAACUUGUUAAGUGUAUUUCUAGGUGUUAUUUAGUGCUUAGGUGAGGUGUAAAUAUAUACAGGGAAUCGGUUUAUUUGGCUAGUUAGCAAAGCAUGGCCGACAUCGAUAAGCUUAACAUAGACAGCAUCAUACAGCGCCUGCUUGAAGUGAGAGGGUCAAAGCCUGGUAAAAAUGUUCAGCUGCAGGAGAAUGAGAUUCGUGGUCUCUGUCUGAAAUCUCGGGAGAUCUUUCUAAGCCAGCCUAUCCUGCUGGAGUUGGAGGCACCUUUAAAGAUCUGUGGUGACAUACAUGGGCAGUACUAUGAUUUGCUGAGGCUCUUUGAAUAUGGUGGCUAUCCUCCUGAAAGUAACUACCUGUUUCUUGGGGACUAUGUGGAUCGUGGCAAACAGUCACUCGAGACCAUCUGCCUUUUGCUGGCAUACAAAAUCAAAUACCCAGAAAACUUCUUCCUCCUCAGGGGUAACCAUGAAUGCGCCUCAAUCAAUCGCAUCUAUGGUUUCUACGAUGAGUGCCGAAGGCGCUACAACAUUAAGCUGUGGAAGACAUUUACAGACUGCUUUAACUGCUUACCCAUUGCUGCCAUUGUGGAUGAGAAGAUCUUCUGUUGCCAUGGGGGUUUGUCUCCAGACCUGCAGUCCAUGGAGCAAAUUCGACGAAUCAUGAGGCCCACAGAUGUGCCUGACCAGGGCCUGCUGUGUGAUCUUCUGUGGUCUGAUCCCGAUAAAGAUGUGCUAGGCUGGGGUGAGAACGAUCGCGGCGUCUCCUUUACCUUUGGUGCUGAAGUGGUGGCCAAAUUUCUCCAUAAACAUGACUUGGACCUGAUCUGCAGGGCCCACCAGGUGGUGGAGGACGGCUAUGAAUUCUUUGCUAAGAGGCAGUUGGUGACACUUUUUUCUGCACCAAACUAUUGUGGCGAGUUUGACAAUGCUGGGGCCAUGAUGAGCGUGGAUGAGACCUUAAUGUGUUCUUUUCAGAUUUUAAAACCAGCAGAGAAGAAGAAGCCAAGCUCGAGCCGACCAGUGACUCCACCAAGGAAUAUGGUCACCAAGCAGGCAAAGAAAUAAGGCCUGCCUUAGUGAUCUAGCCAUUUCUUGGACCUGUGCUAUUAUAUUUCUUAAAUUUUUUUAAAUUACGUUUUUCUUUGGUAUAAUGGUUGUGUGAAAUUGUUUGGAAUUAUGGAACCCCCCCCCCCCCCUUUUUUUUUUCUUCCAUAUUCUGUUGUAUUUUUUAUUUAUUUAGAUCUAUAGUGGCAAAGCAUUCAUACUAUUUUGGCACAAGUAAUUGCAGGGAACUUUUUCUAUCUAUGGAAACACUCCACCAGUUUUUCUUUAUAUUUUUAUGUUUGGCUAUCAGUGUACACAUCUAAGCCACUGUGAACAAAAAAAGCUAAAUGUAUUCUCUUUAUGAAAUAGAGCAAAUGGCAUCUAAAUAAAGAUUUCACCUUA